Porites lobata is the source of this 2838-nucleotide messenger RNA. NCBI's taxonomy places the organism in Eukaryota, Metazoa, Cnidaria, Anthozoa, Scleractinia, Poritidae. The record is from the annotation of a GenBank genome assembly.
AUGGACAAUUAUUUCCAAAGUGUUGUUUUCUUCGCUCUCUUCGUUUGCUUCAUUUUACAAGCUGUAAAUAUGGCCUCAGCGGGUGAAUCUUUAAAAAUCAAAGGCGACGCAAUCAUCGGCGGUCUCGUAGCGGUACACGAGAAAGGAAGAGGGGACGCGUGCGUCUCGCCGAACCUUCAAGGUAUCUUGACUGUCGAAGCUAUUCUGUUUGCCUUAAAAGAAAUAAAUAGCAAAAAACAUUUCAAACUGAAAUCGACCUUGGGAUGCGAGAUAUGGGACACAUGCCCACGGCCUGAGAUGGCCGCAAUGGAUUUAGUAGUGAACACGAAUAGACCGGAGGACCAACUCCUUGUGGCAGCCGUGGGCGAUCUCCCACAGCAGCGACCGGAAUACCACCGGGCCUUGCUGCUUCUGUUCAGCAGUUUAACGCCACACAUGAGCUGCAUCUCUUCAACGUUCCAAGCUGAGAAUAAGCUGGACCUAAUAACCGAAACCAAGUUUAUUUUUCACCCCACCACAAGAGACAAGACCAAUUUACAAGCGAUUGUUGAUUUGGCUGCGCAUUAUAACUGGACUUACGUUGGCAUUGUUUACGAUGACAGCGCUGAAGGAAAAUAUAGAGCGGACAUUUUACAGCAAGAGGCUAACAAAAAGAUGGUAUGCACCGCAUGGAAAUACUCGCUAGCAGCCAACUCGAGCGCUGCACAAAUCCAGCAAUUCAUUACGUCUUUAAAGGCGGAGAAAAAUUUUUCAGUCAUUGUAAUGCUAACGUCGAAGAGUAUAUUCAAGGACAUUAUUGACGAGGCGUUCAUGCAGAAAGUAAGCGAUCUUACGUGGGUGGUUAGCGAUGCGUCCUGGGAUAACGAGGCAACCUUUGCAAAUGAAAAUACCGCUGCUCAAGGGAUGUUAAAGGUUGGCACCUCAGCAUCGAUCGUCGGGUUUAAAGCUUUUUUACAAGACCUUCUCACUACUCCGGAACGAAACAAAUGGAUCAUGCAGAUUGUGGCCACACCAAGUCCACUGUCUGCUUCUCCUGGUGAUACAUCUACCGUAAUGACAACAAGCACACCAACCCAGGCACAGGCCCCUAGCUCUGUUCAAUCGAACGCUUCUUCCAAUACUAACGCGACCACGAACGUCCCUAACACAACUCUUUCCUCCUCAACAGCCCCUCCUUCCACACCUAAUGCUCCCACUACGUCCCAGUGCAGCAAUCCGCCCUGUAAUGUCAACAAGACUAAGUUGGAGGAGAUUGUAAACAAGUUGAAGUCUAUGGCAGACAUUGCAACUUGCACCAUCGACUCAAUUUUUGCAGUGGCGCAUGCGCUAGCUGCCAGGGAAAAGUGCAAGAGCAAUUGUCCGGAAAAACACGAUUUUUACAAAUAUAUUCAGCAUGUGAAUUUUGAAAGCCUCAGUGGUCACCAGAUCAGUUUCAAUAGCCAGAGGAACUUGAAUCAAACAAAGUGCAAGAUCUCGAUUCUUCAAAAAACUUCAAAUAGUUCUGCGGUUACGGAUGCCGAGAAGUCUAAACUUCAGCCAUUUGACGUGGGAACCUGGGAGAAAUCUGGAACAGACUCUCCCAAACUGAAUCCUCCAAGACCCUCAAAGAACAUCAAAUGGAACACGAACGGGAACGAGGCACCGACGUCUGUUUGCCACGAGCCCUGCAAACCUGGAUCAUAUAAAGCAUUUAAAGAAACCCGAGGAGAACGCGAGUGUUGCUGGCACUGUUUAAAUUGCGAGGAAAAUUCUGUGAGCCGGAAGGAAGACUCAACAACUUGCACAGCCUGUCCAACUGGUUACACUGCCAAUAAUGCAAAGGACGACUGUGUUAAACAAUUUGAAGACUAUGCGUACUGGAGCGAUGCUGGCAGUCUUGUGAUGCUGUUCUUGAUGGUAGCCAGUAUCUGUUUCAGUAUUUACGUUGCGGUGGUGCUAUUCAAGAACAGAGAAACACCGGUCAUGCGCCGAGCUAAGAAUGCCCUUUUGAUCUUGUUGCCGCUGGUAAUUUUGCUCUUCCUAAUUCCUAUCCCUCUUCUUAGCAAGCCCACCGAAACCUCAUGCGAGGGAUACCGCGGCUUCUUCAUUCUGGCACUUGGCAUUCCUUUGGCUGCCUUGAUAUCUAAAUGCGUUUAUGUUGACAAUAAGUUCUAUGACUCUGACGGUCAAGUUAAAGAAAGUUGGGGUAACUGCAUAUGUACCCCGCGCAUAGCCGUUGCUAUAGGAACAGUCAUUCUCCACGUGGCAGUAAUAAUUGUCCUAGCGGUGCUACUACCGAACGAGAUCGUGCGAUUCCCAACGGACGACCCUUUUACUGUCUAUAUUGAGUGCUCCUUACACAGUGGCUGGGGCUUCUUAUUUGUCAUAUUCUACAUCAUGGUGAUGGCGACACUGUACUCUGUCCUAUCCCUGAGUGAGGAGAUUUCCCCGGAGAAUGACAUGGAAGUGCGGUGGACGUCUUUAUGUAUUUUUAACUGGUACGCAAUCUGUUUCGUUUACAUCGUCGUCGGCCAUGGUGUGGUCGGGAAGGGGAAGAUCUGGGGCUUAGCUUUCGUGGAUUUGCUGUUCGCUGUUAAUAUUCUGGUAUGUAUCUACCUCCCCAAAUGGUACGUCAUCGUGUUUCAGCCAGAGAAAAAUCAAUCGGACGUUUCACCCUGGACCAUGUAUGUGAAGACGCAGGAAAAAGCUGCGGUGCGCCUCUCAGAAGAGGAGUCACCUGUCAUACCAAAGCGAGGUAACCUGGCCAGUACAGCCAAGGAGACUGAUGGGAAGGUCAAGGACAGCGGAGACCCGAAUGAAAAUGAGUUACAAGAACUUAUAAGUGACACAGACGUGUGA